Molecule: messenger RNA, 444 nt
Organism: Cooperia oncophora
Lineage: Eukaryota; Metazoa; Nematoda; Chromadorea; Rhabditida; Trichostrongylidae
Source: the annotation of a GenBank genome assembly
AUGUUAGGCGAUCGGAAGGUUUACUAUGGCAUUAUUUCGGAUGGUAUUCAUACACAUGACUCAGCCCUGAGGAUUGCCUAUAGGACCAGCCCUGAAGGACUGAUCCUGGUUACGGAUGCAAUAGCAGCAUUGGGAAUGGGUGAAGGACGCCAUAAACUGGGAGAUGUCGUGGUGGACGUUGUGGGACUUAAGGCCGUAGCGCGUCGCUUCAAUGCCGCAUUGUAUAAAACAUCUUGUCAAAGCAGCUCGAUGUCCUUUAGAAGAAGCACUCAUAUGCGCAACAAAGAAAAAGAAAUUCUUAGCAUCUGGCGACCCACCCUCCUUGGAAUCCAAGAUAGAAAAGGUAUCAUUGCUGUGAAUGCGGAUGCUGACUUGGUACUGAUAUCAGACAAUGUUGAUGUAAAAGCCACUUAUGUAUCUGGAAAACUUGUGUAUGCAAGAUAG